UCAUACGAUCUUUGUGACAUUGACGUGUUUCACAGAUCCAUUAAUUUAUUUUCAGUUUCCUUUCCAAUAAAUGACAAAAUAAAUUAGAAAUUAAUUUUCUAGUGAAACAGAUAACAGACAGAGGGUGGACUGGAAUAGUCCUUAAUAAAUAAGACAUUUUGAAUAUUUUUUGCGGUUUACUAUUAAUGUAUACUCAGAAUCCAUCAAAAUGAAUGACUUUAGAGUGGAUUAUCUUUUCAAACCUUUUAAGGUUACCGAAGUCAAAUGCCGGGGAUCUGCGAGUCCUAGACCUCGGAGUGGCCAUAGAAUAGCUUGUGAUGAUGUAAAUAUAUACUGUUUCGGUGGGUACAAUCCGACACUGCCUCUCGAUGUACCGCUUGAAAAUCCGACAUGGACUCCAGCAAGACCACUAUUUAAGGAACUUUGGAGCUUUUCUAUAGCCACCAGGAAAUGGAAACAGCAUAACAUAGCAAACAUGCCAGAAGAGCUAGCAUCGAAUGCUAUGUGUAUGAAUGGUAGAUACUUAAUGGUACAUGGCGGAACAGGUGCACCAUUUGGUAGUAAAUGUAGUAAUGAUGUGUUGGUAUGGAGGACACAAGCUGAUGACAACAGACUGCAGGUUUUAGAUGUGACAGGAUCAAGACCACCAGGACUGUACGGACAAUCAAUAUUAUGUUAUGAUGGUGGAUUUUAUACUGUCGGUGGAACUAAUGGCUAUUCUUAUAAUUGUGAUAUAUUUAGGUUGGACCUUCGAACAAUGAUUUGGGAGUCAGAAUACAUAGGAACUGGCCAAGAAGGAGAGCCCAUGGGUAGAUACCGACAUGAAUUGGCAAGAAUUGGUGAAAAUCUUUACAUCAUUGGAGGUGGAACAGGAGACUGGGCUUAUGAUCUUAUGGAGCUUCCAGUGUUUAAUUUAAAAACUAAAACAUGGACAAUAUUGACACCUAAGCCUGAUGACUCCACAAGAGACAUUUUGAUGCCGUUACCAAGAAAAUGUCAUAGUGCUGUUCAAAUUUCCACACCAAGUGGGGAGCAAGUGUUUGUUGCGGGUGGCACCGAUGGCCAAGCAGUGUUUGAAGAUAUUUGGAGGCUGAAUUUAUCAGAUUUGCAAUGGAACCUCAUGCAGAAGACAGUGCUGCCCCAUCCUUUAUAUUUCCACUCCUCUGCAGUGACAUCUACAGGUUGCAUGUAUGUAUUUGGUGGUAUUGAACCCAGAGAAAAUGCAACCAGCAGAAACAACAUUUUGUAUAAAGUAUGGCUUUGCAUUCCAAGCCUGAGUGAGAUAUGUUGGGAAGCUUUGCUCAAUUUUUAUCCAAAUUUAGAUAAAAUCGACAGGAGUAAACUCAUAUCUCUUGGCAUUCCUUUGCAUUUGGUGCACAGGAUAAAUCCAUCUAAUUAGAUUUAAUGUGUAACCAUGGACUACUUGAUUGUAAGCAAUUUGUGUCUGUGUUUCUAUUGCUAAAGAAGAGUUUGUAUGGACUUUGGUGUGAUUGGUCUGAAACUGUUAGCCAAUGUUUUUUUGUAAGUAUUAUUUUUUAUAUGAUGAUUUUGCCAUAAUAUAUAUUUAUUUGUAUAAUUGCAAUGAAAAAAAAAAACUUUUUAUAUAUUGGCUCCCAAUCUAUCUACAACUACAAAAUAUUAUAUGUAAGAUAAUAUUUGACAAUAGUUGAUGCAAAUAACUAUGGUGUUACAUAUAAGUAUUUCACAUUUAUUUUUAGAAUAAUUAAUAUCAAAAUGAAAAGUGACUCUACAAGCGAUAACUAAGCAUUCAUAGAAAUUAAAAUAUAUGAAACUUAGAAUCCCAUUGUGCUAACUUUAUGAAUACUGUAAAUAAUUGCCCCAAGUAAAAUUGUAAGCCUUUUACUCAUAUUGAUUUCCAUUUUUAAAUGCCAAUGUAUCACACCCAAAAUAUAGUCUAAUCUAAGAUUUAUUAUUAAUUAUAAAAAUGAAUUUGUCAGCGUAGUUUACCUACAGACUCCUCUUACCAUAGAAAUGUGAGAAUAAAUUCAUAUUUCUGUGCCCUGCAAGGUCCAUGGAUGUUUUUGACGUAGGGCGUUUAGUACGUGACGCACAGCGAUAUGAAAUCUGCGGGAAUUCUUAAGUGAGGAAAUUUCCGAGAACAGUGAAUUUCUCAGCGGCACAUCGUUAGUGAAGCGUAAUCGCCAGAAAAAUAGGUGACUCACCCAUCUCUUGCACAGCCAAUGGUGCACACAUCGUGUUAUAAAAUAUUAGAUAACCUUUGUCAAACUUUUAACUAAGAAUGUUGAAAAAAAAAAGAUAACAAAUGUUGUAAUAAAUUUGUCUAUGGGACAUACAUGGUAUUCCUAAUCGACUGUAAAAGACAUGACCCUUAAAUGCAUCAUGCAUGAUGUGUAUUGAAUUGACUGAAACGCCGUUAAUUUUUGUAAUGGAUUAAAAAGCAUCAAUUUAUCAGAA
Plodia interpunctella (Indianmeal moth) is the source of this 2436-nucleotide messenger RNA. It is a transcript of the gene slim, whose product is annotated as scruin like at the midline. Gene Ontology annotation, biological process: positive regulation of stress-activated MAPK cascade. NCBI's taxonomy places the organism in Eukaryota, Metazoa, Arthropoda, Insecta, Lepidoptera, Pyralidae. Gene Ontology annotation, molecular function: protein binding. Bases 209 to 1399 code for a protein of 396 amino acids. The record is from RefSeq and is a predicted model, not a curated record. The transcript is spliced from 3 exons.